Anolis sagrei ordinatus is the source of this 1538-nucleotide messenger RNA. Its product is annotated as keratin, type I cytoskeletal 19-like. The record is from RefSeq and is a predicted model, not a curated record. Gene Ontology annotation, cellular component: cytoskeleton; keratin filament. Gene Ontology annotation, biological process: epithelial cell differentiation; intermediate filament organization. Gene Ontology annotation, molecular function: structural molecule activity. Lineage: Eukaryota; Metazoa; Chordata; Lepidosauria; Squamata; Anolidae.
UCUGGCUUUGAGUUUGAGCUUCUUCUUUGCUUCUAAAUAAGGCUGUUAGUAUGGCUAGUUGUGCUCGGCAUAUUCCUGUAAAUGUAAGAAGAAGUACAGUCAAACUUUGCUCAGAUGGAAAAUCUGGGACUUCUUCUGCCUUUUCCACCCACUGCACUUCCAGUGGCUUAGGCGGAGAUAGUUUUUCCUGUCAUAGCCAUGCUGGGGAUGGAUCUCCUUUUGACUCUACAAUUGGCCAAGGCACUUUUUCGAGACGCAGUUGUAGCAGUGUAUUAGUUGGUGGCGGCGGCUAUGGGAGGAGAAUGAGUACUGGGAGUUGUCUUAAUGGCAGCCAUGGUGGUUACCCUUUGCUUGGAUAUGGUGAUGGGCAAGUGUCCACAGGUGGUCUGGGUAGAGUCCCAUCAACCUGUGGCAUCAUCUUUUCUUCCACCCAUGAGAAAGUCCUCAUGCAGAACCUCAAUGACCGUCUGGGCAGUUACAUAGACCAAGUGAGAUGCUUGGAGAACGAAAAUGCAGCCCUUGAAUCCCAGAUCAGUGACUUCUGUGUCAAGCAUGGUCUUACUGGUGAAGUGAAGGACUGCAGACACCUUUACCAACAGAUUGAGGAACUUAAAAAACAGGUUUUUGAAGCUAAUCUGGUGAAUAACAAGAUACUCCUCAAGAUUGACAAUAAUCACAUGGACCUAGAAGACAUGAGAAAGAAAUAUGAGACUGAAUAUGUCAUCCGUGAAAAUGUGGAAGCUGAUGUAAACGGAUUACGCCCUGUUCUAAAUGACCUCACUAGCUAUAAGGCUGACCUUCAGGCUGAGCUCAAGUCACUGAAGGAGGAAAUAUGUGACCUCAAGAAGACCCAUGAAAAGGACUUGGCCUGUCGGAAAAAACCAUCACAUGGCAGCAACAAAGAAGCCAGCAUUUGCCCUGGCCGAGAUCUGAAGAAUAAGCUGAAGGAAAUGAGACAAAAAUAUGAAGCAAAGAUAGAAUCAAACCGCAAGGAGGCUGAGGAACGGUAUGAAAACAAGCUGAAGGAAAUGAACCUGAAUGUCAGCAACUGUAGCCAAGAUGUCGAAGAUGGCAUCCACAAAGUCUUGGAUCUCAAAUGCAAACUGCCAGCCUUAGAGAUUGAUUUACAAGCCCAACAUAAUAUGAGAGAUACACUGCAAGUCUGCUUAGAUGAAAUAGAAUGUCACUUCCAGACUCAGCUUGGUGAAAUGCAGGAGCAGAUCUCCAACAUGGAGCAUCAGUUGACAGAACUACACUUGGAAAUGGAGACUCAGGAUCAGGAAUACAAAGGGCUCCUGGAUGUCAAAAAACGACUAGAGCAAGAGAUCCAGACUUAUAGCAGCCUGCUCAAAGAAGGGCAGAAAGACGGUGUGUAAGUAGAGUGUACAUGGGUCAAAAAUGACCACAUGAGAAUGUGGUCCUGUCAUCAGAAGUUGCCCACAUUUCUGGUAGGAACUAAAAAUAAAACACAUAGCCUAAGCAUCUAUACACUUUUAGUACAGUUUGCUGGGAGUGGAAAGAGAAGGAAAGUGAGCAGA